AUGGUCAACAAGUUCACUAUCGUCAUCAACAACAGAUCGGGCAGUUCCCAGAACUACACCCUCUUCACAGAAAAGCCCGAGGUCACCGGUAUCUCCAAGUCUAGCAUCUGGACCAAUGCCUACCAAACCGCCGAUGGCACACCUGAUGGUGCCACCGCCGAGUUUGAGUUGUGGAAGAACUACUACGCCAUAGUCGGCAAGUGGAAGGGCGGUGCAAAGGACGGCGCCAAGGCGUUCGUCUCCCAAGCUCAGCCUGUCACACUCGGCUCUACGGCUGGCGACGGUAGUCUGGUUUCUGGAACUACUCUCAGCAUCUCUGUUGCCAAUGGAAAUGCAUCUAUUGAUAGAGCUGCCAACAACGACACUGCCCGCUCUGGUGCUUUUGAAGUUGAUACUAAGAACGACUUUACCCUCGAGAUCGCCACUGAGAACAAUAUCUUUGUUGGUGUCGCCAGUUCUCCUGAUGGUAACGACCGCGUAGCAACCGCUACAUUCAGGCCUGAGCCUGGCAAUCAGUACCAAAUCCAGCCCUCCAACGUCUUCUACGUCGCAACUGGUCCCAGCUUCCAGACUGGACAGCUCUUGGAUCCCGCCAAGCUUGGAAGGCAGCCAAUUAAGAUUGACUUUAAUGUUCGCUCACCUGUUGUCACUAUUAACCAUACUCCCGAUGGCCAGCUUGUCGUCGCCAAGUAG
Molecule: messenger RNA, 693 nt
Organism: Fusarium fujikuroi IMI 58289
Lineage: Eukaryota; Fungi; Ascomycota; Sordariomycetes; Hypocreales; Nectriaceae
Exons: 2
Coding region: 1-693 (230 amino acids)
Source: RefSeq, a predicted model, not a curated record